Molecule: messenger RNA, 543 nt
Organism: Penicillium oxalicum
Lineage: Eukaryota; Fungi; Ascomycota; Eurotiomycetes; Eurotiales; Aspergillaceae
Exons: 2
Coding region: 1-543 (180 amino acids)
Source: RefSeq, a predicted model, not a curated record
AUGUACCUCUUCAGCGACGACUACGCGCUGCAGGUGCCACCAGUAUUCGGACUCUUCAAGGCCGGACGACUCGAGGCUCGAGGCCUCUUGAGGCUUAAGAUGAGAGAGGAGCUUUGUUGGAUUACUCGUGGAGGUGGAGCUCGUGAGCCACAUGGGCAGAGACACGCAAGGACUGGACCCGAAGAACGGGGAGUUGGUCGGAUUUACUCUGGACUCGGCAUGGACAUCUUAUUCACGACACAUGAGGAGAUUGGGACUGAGUACCGCCAGAACUGCUGGUACCGCGAGGACAAAGAGGUCACAAUCGUGUAUAUUUCCCCCUCUGGACUCCCCCCCCAGUCCAGAGUCCCAGAGACGAGAGACGAGAGCCGAGUGUUCACUUUCGUCUGCUCUUCAGGAGCUGGAUCCACCGCGACGGGGACACAUUCGCCCCUCCUCCGCCCGUCCAACGUCCGGUUGGCUGGAAACCCGCCGCAGGAUGGGGGACGACACCGAACCAAUUCCACUCACUUCCAACCCAGAGACGUACAAAGGAAUGUUUGA